GUGGAUGAGAGAGUGACAAUAUCGCCCUCCCGGUUCGUCUUGUUUGUGCAUUUAAUUUGCACGAAUUUCAAGCGGCACCAAAAUUCGCAUAUUCCGUCCGCCAAAACGCCAUCCAUUUUGCACUCCCCCAGCGAGCGAGAGCAAUAAUAGAAUUAUCAGCCGCCAGCGAAAAUUUUACAACAAAAAGUAGUACGAAUCGAAAACGAAAAGAGAAUGCCCUGGGAGGCCGCUAACCCGCGACCCUCUGACAUUUCCAUCAUCGCCCACUGAAGGAGCUCUGCGAGAAAAAAAAAUACAAAGCCAACAACAAAAUAAUAUAAAAUACAGAAUAACAAACCGACAACCCGACAAACAAACAAACAAACGACCAGCGAACGAGCGAAUCGACGACUCCAGCAGCCUCCUCAGCCGCUGGCACAGUUUUCCUCCUGCAACUCCAACUCUCUGUGGGGUGUUAGAGGUCAUGUCCGCCACCCUCUUCGAGAUGGCCACACCAGCAGAUACGCAACCGGAGGAGGCACUGGCCUGUCUGGAGGUGGAGCAGCAGCUGAUUGCGGGCAUCGCCAGUCUGGAGUUGAGCGAGUCGGGAGUGACUGCCGGCAACUGCGAUGGCAGUGACAGUGGCUUGGACGUGGCCAGCAGCUGCUGCCUCUCCCGGGUGACCUUGCAACGCGGACUUAGCAGCACUAGCGGGGGCUACACCAGCAGCAACGGCCUGGAGGAGAUCUACGAUAGCUGCGAACUGAAAAUGGUCACCACGACGGCGGUGUCCCCGAUAAACAACUCGCCCAGUGAGACGGGCAGCGAAAAGACCUCCUCUCCGCCACGGCGAACAAACGGCUCGGUCAAGAAAAAGGUGGCCAUGUUCGAGCCGGAACAAAACACUCCUGCCAAGGAUCAGCUACGCGGCAGGGUGGCGAACCUAAAGAGGGCAGAGAGCCUGCCCAGAAAUAGUCUCGGGCCCAGCACGCCCUCGCAAGUAGCCCACAGAGACAGACCCCGUCUGUCCACUUCAUCCUUUAGAGUGCCCAGCACCACGGCCACGCCCACGUCCUCGGCUCGCAUGGCACGCCCUCAGAAACCGGACACUCUGCCUAACGCCCUCAAUAGAGCGCAGUCGGUGCAGCGACUCACCCAAGUGCAAAGGACUCCGUCACUCAGUCGUGCCAGGACCCCGGGCACACCCUCCGACGACGGUCGCUGGCCGGCCAAUCGGGGAGCAGCUCGCCGGGGCAUGUCAGUGACCCCGGAAGUGGUCCCAAAUCGAAUGCGUGGUAGUCCGGCUCCGGGUGGCACUCUGCCGCGUCGCCGCAAGCAGCAAUCGGUGGAGGACCUCACCGCUGGACGGCUCUCCAGGAGCAACUCUAUCAGCCGUGCUGCUGCAGCUGCAGAUGCCCGCAUGAUCUCUUCGGUGAUGGUUGUGCCGACAAGUAGGAGGAGCCUGGCCGGAGCCACAGCCAAGGUGAAUUCCCUCAGAAGGCCUCAGACGGCAGCUGCUGGAACGACGCCGAGGACCCGAAUCUACCAUGAGACGGCUGUGCAAACUGCGCUGACCAGCGAGGACUUGGAGCAAGUCCUGGGCGGAGGCCUUCUUCAGACCCGGGCACUGGAUGCCGUGGAGCAGCAGGAUCGCAGCACGCAGGCGGAGCCGGAUCAGAGGGACUUCGAACUGGAGCAGCUGCGUCAGGAAGUCCGACAGCUAAGCGGGAAGCUGCAGCGGGAGCGGGAGGAGAAGCUGGCCAUGCAGCAGGAGCUGCACCUCAAUACGGAGCGGGUGAUGGGCAUGUUGGAACUGGCACGAGUGGUCAGCGCCAGUGCCGGAACCCCCACCUCUGAAGACAGUGGCGACGGGAGCGCUGGGCAUGACAGUCUCCUCAUGCUGGAGUCCCAGAUCCAGAUGAGUGGCCACGAGCUCUUUGAGAGGCAGCAGGAGAUCGGCCAGUUGAGGGCCAUGUGCCGAGCCCUGCAGCUGGAGAUGCGCCGUUCCCUGGCUACUCAGCAGCUCCUGCUUCAGGAAAAGGCGGCCAUCGAGCAGGAGUCCAGCGAGCUGCAGGAUUUCCUGCAGCACGAGAAAGCGGCUCAAGUGGAGGCUCUGCGGGAACUGGAGGCCGAGCACCAAGCGGUGAGGUCCCAACUAGCCAACCGCGAGGAGGAGGCCAAGGUCCUGCGGGACGAGUGCCGCCAUCUCGUCCGCCUGAACGAGCAACGCCGUCAGGAGAACCGUCUGCUGCAGACCAAGUACACGGCUCUGGAGAACAAGUCCAGGGAGCUGAUCCACCAGCAGAACGCGUCCGUGGCUGGCGCCUCCACAGCCUUAUCUGGAUUGCAUGCCCGACUGGACGGACUCGUGGAGCAACUGGUCUACUCGUACAGUAUUUCCGAGCAGGACUUGGAGGACAUUCGCUUCCAGGCGGAGUCGGAGCAGGUGCAGAAUGGCCAGCGUCCCAAUGGCCUGGAUCUGCCCAUAUGUCCUGCCGGCCAAGGCGAUGCCAUACACACUCUCGUCCUGGCCAGUGACGGGUCCCUAUCGCCGCAGCGCAACCAAUCAUUCAUAGCCGCCGUCAUCGGUGCCAUCCGCCAGGCCACCACUCACUCCGGGAAGAGACUGUCCCUGCGUCAAGGAGCAUCCAAGCGGAGUGGAGGAGGCUCCGUUCAGACGACGGGUACAGCGACUGGUACUCAGGAGACACAAGGCAAUGGUGAUGACUCGGACUCCACGGAAAUGCUGGACUCGGAGACGGAGCCCUGCCUGCUGAUGAUGGACAACGUGCUGGAGGAUGUGGUGCACCCAGACUCGCACUCCCACAACAUGGUGUCCUCCUGCACCGGCAUGAUCUCCCAAAUCGAGCUGCCCACGGAACUGGUCAGUCAAUGCAGCCACCAGAAUCACAAUGGAGUGGUUCCAGCAGACGACUCCCUGCAGCAGCUCUCCCAGGCCAUCACGAAUCGCCAGCAGAUGGAGCUGCAUAUGCACAAGCUCAGUGCAAUGCCUAUGAAUCCUCGCGAUCAGUGCAACACAGAGGAGCUGAGUUGCCACGACUCGCUGGCGGAGCUGCCUUCCCUGAUGGAGUACAGCACUGCCCAGGCAGUGGUGGACCAAGUGAUCGAGGUAGACACCUUGGUGACCAAACUGCUCAAGGUCCUGCGACUUGUACAGCUGGACAACGACAAUUGCAUCCAGCAAUUGAUUGUGGACAAAAACAAACUGCAGCAGCACAAGGAGGACAUGCUGGAGAAACUAAAAGACUUGGAGGAUGUAAACCUAAAGCUGCAGGACGAGCUGAUGGACGCCACCCAGGAGCUGAUGAUCAAGGGCAGCGACCUCAGCGGGGCCAAGGCGGAGAUGCAGCGACACCGCAACGAGAUCGACCGUUUGAACGAGGACAUCUGCACCCUGAGCACCCUGUGCAGCAGCUACAAAAAGCUAUCGCCCACCACGGAGUUCCCACCCAUGCGACUGCUCUCUCCCACCCAGGAUUCGGAGCAGGGCGAUGUCCUGGGGAUACUAAACCUGCUGAAAAUGUGGCAGGCAGGCGGGCAGCUUCAGGAUCCGCGAGUCAGUGGAUAUCUGCAGAUUCUGAAUGGCAGUCAGAUCUCGACUCCCAAACAGGAUAACAAUAACGAAGAACGCCUCAGGAUCUACGCCAAUCAGCUGGAGCACGUGUCGCGCGUCCUGCAGGAUGGCCUGCCUACGGAUGUGUCCCCCUCCCUGCAGCAGCUGCGGCAGGACAUGGAAGUCGUCCGCAGGAACGCCAGCUGGAUACAGUUACUCGAAUCAAACGAAAAGGACCACAAUGCCAACGGCGAUGUGUCCACGCCUUGAAUUGUGUCAAAAUUGUUGUUAAUUCUCUAGUUAACUAUUAGAAAUUGUGCGUUGUUUUACAUUUACGUAGUUAGUCACAAAUGUUUGCGUCCAAUUCUGAAGUUGUAGAUGUUUUAACCGCGUCCAAAGUAACAGAAAUGUUUGUAGUUAAGUCAUGGCCAUAUUUUGGAUGAUCCUUGAACACCCUCAUGUCCUUUAAAUCGAACAAACUGAAAUGCGAAGGAAUAUAAGUCUUAAAGCCUAACGCGCAUCGCUUUUCAUAGUUUUCAUAGCAUACUUUUCGCCUGAUUUUAUUUUCCUGCAGCCCUGGUCUAAAAAGUAUUAUAGAUGUUCUCUUAAAACUAAGUUUAAAUGUGUUUCGCAGUUCUUUAAAAUUGAAAAUUCUUAGUAAAUAUUGCCAAUUAAUAAUUAAAUUAGAAAAUAUUUAGCUUUCUGAGUAGAAAAGCGAACAUUUGCUUAUGAGAAAACGCCGAAUAUCCUGCGAGAUACGGCUAGCCUCAAAAUAGGAAUUCCUUGCCGCAUUGCCAAAAAU
Messenger RNA from Drosophila bipectinata, 4355 nucleotides. It is a transcript of the gene corn, whose product is annotated as microtubule-binding protein cornetto. NCBI's taxonomy places the organism in Eukaryota, Metazoa, Arthropoda, Insecta, Diptera, Drosophilidae. The record is from RefSeq and is a predicted model, not a curated record.